AUCUAUAACACUAAAUAAAAUUUCAGACACCCUAGUUAAAAAAAUUAAAGUGUAAAACAAAAAAUCCUCCAAAUAUGGAAUAUCUAGUAUACAAAAUAGAUAUAAUUCGUUAUUUGGACAAAACAGAAGGCCUAAUCGAGCUAGGAAACUCCGCACAAGAUUAUAUUAAAAAUACCCAAUUUUAUCGUAACGAAUUAACUCUACCAUUCUUUUACACCCUUAAAUUAGAUUUCCCUCUUCUCGUAGAAUAUGCAGGGAGUUUUGCUGAAUUAUUGAUAAACGAGCCUGAUGAAGCUGUUGAGAUUUUGAAGCAAAUAUUCCAAGAAUGUGUCAACACAUCAUUUGGAAUUGAUUUGAAUGCCAGCCUUAUAAACAUUGACCUUAGGAUUUCUUGCCUUCCAUUUAAACCAGAAGAUGAUUUCCAGCCAAAUUCAAAAACGGGUUUAUUUAGCAUUUGUGGAAUUCUUUCAGGCCGGAGCACAGUGUGUAAAUACAUGCGAAGCACUGUUUAUUUCUGCCUGGCCGAGAGUUGUUGGGGUGGCCAGCAUCAGGUCGUAUUUGGGAGUAGGCCACCGCCAAAAUGUCAAGAAUGUGGAAAAGACAAAACUGAAUUAGUCAAAGCUAGAAAUUCUGGUGAUCACGUUUUUUGUACGUUUAUGAAAGCUGGGCUGUUAAAUUCUCCAGAUGCAAGGAGAUACCAAGGGAUAUCUGUUGAAUUUCAAGAUGAUCUAUGUUCAGACCUUGUUCUUGGAAUUCGCUAUAGUGUUGUAGUUAAAAGAGUACAAAAUGGUUUGUGUGCAUUGGGAAUCCAAAGAGUACAGCAUACAAUUAACCAAAUAUAUUUACCAGUUUCUCCUAAAAUUAUUGCAGUAUAUAAUGAAAUAAGGGAGUUGUGUGGUGGCUCCCCUUGGUGCAUUGUGAAUUUUUUAGCGUCUCAGUUAUACGUCGAAUCUUAUCCUGUUUCGGCAUUUACCCAAUUAAAAACUGGCCUUCUCUUAAGCCUUGCCUCAGUGUAUGGAAAAUUUCCUGUGCCGAUAUUGGCGCUGGGAGACUGCGACAAGGUCAUGAGUUCUGCUUGCAGACUAAGCAGAUUUGGUGUGAAUUCGAUAGUUUCACUUUCAACCUCACCGACGGGAGAGGUCGUAAUGGAAGCAAACGGCGUCUGGCUUGAAGCCGGGCCUCUCCUUCUAGCAUCUCAAGGGAUUCUCUAUAUUGGAAAUGUCCCCAAAAUUAAUUCAUUAAAAUUUAAACAAAUCGCUUCCGCAGUGGAAAGUGAAAAGAUUACUCUGUGCCAUAAAACUAUCUGUUCCACUUUUGAACCGUCAAUAUUGACCUAUCCGUUGCAAUCUGCAGUCUGGACUCACUGGACAUUACAUAACAAAUCACAGCAGGAAAUCAAUCAUCUAAAAACACUGAUAAAUGUUUUUGGCUUACCUUUUCUUUCUUAUAUAGGAAGUACUGAUGAAAUUAUUUCCACUUGUUUGUUGAAUGAAGCAGCGGGAUCAAUUUUGUUCAAUAACGACACAAUUCUAGAUCAAUCAAUACUGAAAGAAAUAGUUGAGCUGGCAUCGGCCCAAGUCGUUGAAAUAUCCCCUACCGCAGUCGAACUAAUUCGGAAUUAUUUUGUCGCAAGCCGGAGAGAAAGGCCAGAGGCUCUGCCUGUAAAAUCGAUCAAAAUUAUAUCGUCAUUGGCAGAGGCUCACGCUAGAAUUUCUAUGCGGAGUAUCGUAACCGAUGAAGACGUGAUAGCGGUGAUUUUCCUAUAUGAAGAAACCAUAAGUUCGUUGUUUGGACCGUGCGUGCUAAAGGAACCACCAAAACGGGAUGUCAAUGGAACCGAUUCAUUUCAAUACGUUAAACAGAUGGAUGUUACUCUUGAACAAUUUAAGAAUUGGCUUGAAGAAUAUAUAAAUUUGUUAAUUGGAUAUAACUUUAUUGAUGACAAAUUUGAAUUGAAAAAUGUCUUCUAGUA
Messenger RNA from Cimex lectularius (bed bug), 1972 nucleotides. It is a transcript of the gene mei-218, whose product is annotated as minichromosome maintenance domain-containing protein 2. Lineage: Eukaryota; Metazoa; Arthropoda; Insecta; Hemiptera; Cimicidae. Bases 75 to 1970 code for a protein of 631 amino acids. Gene Ontology annotation, molecular function: single-stranded DNA helicase activity; ATP binding; single-stranded DNA binding. Gene Ontology annotation, cellular component: MCM complex; nucleus. The record is from RefSeq and is a predicted model, not a curated record. The transcript has 11 exons.